CAGCUCCAUGUUGCGGCGCUGCGUGGCACUGGGCACCGACUGUCUCUGACUGCACCACACACACACACACACACACACACACAGGCACAUGUUGUCAACGGCCGCGACACUUGGCUCACUCUGCGGGUGAGAAGAAGCCGUCAGCCCGGUCACUGCUGCCUACUGCAGAGCGAGUCAGCGCCUUCUUAUACGACCCGUGAGAGUCGCAGCUGUGCGCGUCUCCUUCUGCCUCUACACUGGAUGCAGCCGCUCGGAUCGGUGCUGUUAACGCUUUUCCGGACCGAUUGGGAACGUGAAGACGAGUGGUCGAGUUCUUGGACCGUGGAGCCGCGCAGUGAGCGCUGCAGCAGCAGCAACAGCAGCAACAGCAGCAGACACUGUAUAGGAGCAACAGCAGCAGUAGCAGUAGCAGCAGCAGCAGAGGAGGCUCUGAUGUGAUGCCAAAGCUGGUCAGAAAAACAAAGGUUCAAGUCUGAAUCAGAGAACUGUUGGGUGUCCCCUCUGGAGAGGGAUCGGGACCGUGGUUCAGCACAGCGAAAUGUAGCACCUCGCUCACCCUGAAAGCCAGAUUUGGAGACCUACCUGCAUUCUAUUCAUGAUUUUCCUGUAGUGUGGUCCAGGGGCAUCUGCUGCAGUGAUGUUCAGGAACAGCUUGAAGAUGCUGCUGACGGGGGGCAAGGCCAACCGCAAGAGUCGCAGCAGUGAUGGUGGGAGCGAGGACUAUGCAGACCCCCGUUCGCCCAGUUUAGACCAUCACUUGAGCCAUGUCGGCCAAGGUGGCAGCAUAGACAGCGACUGUGCCUUUGAAGGAGACUACGCCGUGCCCCCACUCUCCAUGACCGAGGGCAUGCAGCACAUUCGCAUCAUGGAGGGCGUGUCACGCUCACUGCCCUCCUCCCCGCUGCUCACCCACCAGACCAUCAGUGUCAGGCUGCAGCCUGUGAAGAAGCUCACAGCCCCUCUGCGGAAAGCAAAGUUUGUGGAGAGCCCUCGCAUUCCACAAUCAGAGCUUGGCUCCCCUAAACACACCUCCACCACUGCCAAGAAUCCAGACCUGGACACAUACUGCCCUGGGGAGUCAAGCCGGGAGCUGGGCCCCCCUCCGUCGGUGGAUGAGGCAGCCAACACAUUGAUGACGCGCCUGGGUUUCCUUCUGGGAGACAAAGUGAGUGAGGGGCCAGCUGGUACCCAGUACAGCAUGGAGGAACCCGAGGCGAGACAGGGUCAGAACCAGAGGAUCAGCCCAAGCUCCACCCUAACCAGCAGCACUGCCUCCCCCCCUGCAGGCAGCCCCUGCUCCACCCUCCCCUCUGCCAUGCCUGGCCAGGCUGGCAACAAGGACUGUGCCUACGGUUCUGUCACCAGUCCCACAUCAACACUAGAGAGCAGGGACAGCGGGAUUAUCGCUACUCUCACCAGCUAUUCCGAAAACAUGGAGCGAGGCGGCAAAUAUGGCGAAGGCUCGCGAGCGAACCUCAAACUGUGGCAGUCCCAGAAAUCAGGCAUGGAUUCGUUCCUGUACAGGGUGGAUGAAAACAUGACCGCCUCAACCUACAGCCUCAACAAAAUCCCCGAGCGCAACCUGGAGAGCAUGUCCUCCCACUCUGCCCACUCCAUCCCACUGUACCUCAUGCCCCGCCCUAACUCUGUGGCUGCGACCAGCUCGGCCCACCUGGAGGACCUGGCAUACCUGGAUGAGCAGAGGCACACUCCAUUACGCACCUCGCUACGUAUGCCCAGACAGAGCACCACCUGCGGGCCAGGUCGCUGCGGGCAGGACAUGAGAGCUUCUGCAAAUAACACCCAUGCCUGGCAAUCCCAGUCACUACGUUUUGCUCCUUAUCGGCCUCAAGACAUUGCCCUCAAACCUCUGCUGUUCGAGGUGCCCAGCAUCACCAUGGACUCUGUCUUCACGGGCCGUGAGUGGCUCUUCCAGGAGAUCGACGCCCACCUCAACAGCCCCAACGUCAGCACCAACCGCGGCGUGGUAGUGGUCGGCAACAUCGGCUUCGGCAAGACGGCGAUCAUCUCGCGCCUGGUGGCUCUCAGCUGCCACGGCACACGCAUGAGACAGAUCGCCUCCGACAGCCCACAGGCCUCGCCCAAACAUGGUGAGGGGCUCCCUCUCACCCAGCCCCAGCCCACGCAUGGCACCCUGGGAGGAGGCAGCUGUCCAGGGACCCCGGAGAUGAGGCGACGUCAGGAAGAAUCCAUGAGGAGGCUGGCGUCUCAGGUGGUGGCGUAUCACUACUGCCAGGCCGACAACGCCUACACCUGCUUGGUGCCAGAGUUUGUGCACAAUGUGGCCGCUCUGCUGUGCCGCUCGCCACACCUCGUCGCGUACAGAGAGCAGCUGCUGAGGGAGCCACACCUGCAGAGCAUCCUGAGUCUGCGCUCCUGCGUGCAGGACCCACUGGCCUCCUUCAGGAGGGGAGUCUUAGAGCCACUGGAUGCACUUUACAAAGAGAGGAAGAUCAGCUCGGACGAGGAUCUCAUCAUCCUCAUUGACGGACUGAACGAGGCAGAGUUCCACAAGCCAGACUACGGAGACACCAUUGUGUCCUUCCUCUCCAAAACCAUCAAUAAGUUCCCUCACUGGCUCAAACUGGUGGUCACAGUGAGAACCACAUUACAGGAGAUCACCAAUGCACUGCCAUUCCACCGCAUCUCCCUGGACAGCCUUGAGGAAAACGAUGCCAUAGACCAGGACCUGCAGGGAUACAUCCUGCACCGCAUCCACAGCAGCCCAGAGAUCCAGAACAACAUCUCGCUCAACGGCAAGAUGGACAACACCACCUUCGGCAAGCUCAGCGCCCACCUCAAGGCCCUGAGUCAGGGCUCCUAUCUGUACCUCAAACUCACCUUCGACCUCAUCGAGAAGGGCUACCUUGUCCUCAAAAGCUCCAGCUAUAAGGUGGUUCCAGUCAACCUCGCGGAGGUUUACCUGCUACAGUGCAACAUGCGCUUCCCCACGCAGUCGUCGUUCGAGCGGGCGCUGCCUCUGCUCAACGUGGCCGUGGCCUCGCUUCAUCCGCUGACUGAUGAGCAGAUAUAUCAGGCCAUCAACUCUGGUUCACUUGAGGGCACGCUGGACUGGGAGGAUUUCCAGCAACGUGUAGACAACCUGUCAGUCUUCCUGGUGAAGAGGAGGGAUGGCACCAGGAUGUUUGUCCACCCCUCCUUCAGGGAGUGGCUCAUCUGGAGAGAAGAAGGAGAGAAGACAAAGUUUCUCUGUGAUCCCAGGAGCGGUCACACCCUACUGGCCUUCUGGUUUUCUCGGCAGGAGAACAAGCUGAAUAGACAGCAGACUAUUGAACUGGGCCAUCACAUCCUCAAAGCACAUAUCUUUAAGGGUCUCAGCAAGAAAGUUGGGGUUUCCUCAUCCAUCUUGCAAGGUCUGUGGGUCUCAUACAGCACAGAGGGCCUUUCAGCUGCACUUUCUUCACUCCGAAACCUCUACACUCCCAACAUCAAGGUGAGUCGGUUACUGAUGAUGGGCGGUGCCAAUGUGAACUACCGAACAGAGGUGCUGAACAAUGCCCCCGUCCUAUGUGUCCACUCACACCUGGGCUACAUGGACAUGGUGGCUCUGCUGCUCGAGUUCGGCGCCUCCGUCGACGCCCCGUCUGAAAGCGGCCUCACGCCGCUGGGUUACGCUGCCGCCGGGGGACACAUGGCCAUCGUCACUGCGCUUUGCCGCAGGAGAGCAAAGGUAGACCACCUGGAUAAGAAUGGCCAGUGCGCUUUGGUCCAUGCGGCACUGAGGGGCCAUAUGGAAGUGGUGAAGUUCCUGAUCCAGUGUGACUGGUGCAUGGCACCACAGGAGCAACAGCAGUCACCACAGACACAACAACAGGCGGCUUUCACCAAGAGCCACGCAGUCCAGCAGGCUCUCAUCGCUGCAGCCAGUAUGGGAUACACAGAGAUCGUGUCCUACCUGCUGGACCUGCCUGAGAAAGAUGAAGAGGAGGUAGAGAGGGCUCAAAUCAAUAACUUUGACACCCUGUGGGGGGAGACAGCUCUGACUGCAGCCUCUGGUCGGGGGAAGCUGGAGGUGUGUCGUCUGUUACUGGAGCAGGGUGCAGCAGUGGCCCAGUCCAACAGACGUGGCAUUGUCCCGCUGUUCAGUGCCGUUCGACAGGGACACUGGCAGAUCGUAGACCUCCUCCUCACACACGGGGCAGAUGUCAACUUAGCUGACAAGCAGGGUCGAACCCCACUGAUGAUGGCUGCCUCAGAGGGACACCUGGGAACGGUGGAGUUUUUACUGGCUCAAGGAGCCUCUCUGUCUCUGAUGGAUAAGGAAGGUCUGACCGCUCUGAGCUGGGCCUGUCUCAAAGGCCAUUUACCCGUGGUUCGCUACCUGGUAGAGAGCGGAGCUGCCACCGACCACGCGGACAAGAACGGACGCACACCCCUCGACCUGGCGGCUUUCUAUGGCGAUUCUGAAGUGGUCCAGUUCUUGGUUGACCACGGGGCCAUGAUAGAGCAUGUAGACUACAGCGGCAUGCGUCCUCUCGACAGAGCGGUGGGCUGCAGAAACACGUCGGUGGUGGUCGCCUUACUCAAGAAGGGAGCCAAGAUAGGAUGUCAGACGCUGCCCAGUCGGCCCCGAGGUCCUGCCACAUGGGCCAUGGCCACCUCCAAACCCGACAUCAUGAUCAUCUUACUCAGCAAACUCAUCGAGGAGGGGGACGGCUUCUACAAGAAGGGGAAGGUGAAGGAGGCAGCACAGCGUUAUCAGUACGCCCUCAAAAAGUUUCCACGCGAAGGCUUCAGCGAGGACCUCAAGACAUUCAGGGAACUAAAAGUAUCGAUUUUCCUCAACCUGUCCCGAUGUCGAAGGAAAAUGAACGACUUUGGGAUGGCUGAGGAAUUUGCUACGAAGGCACUUGAACUGAAACCAAAAUCCUAUGAAGCAUAUUAUGCCAGGGCACGCGCCAAGCGUAGCAGCAGACAAUUUCCUGAAGCCUUAGAGGACUUGAAUGAAGCCAUAAAGCAGUGUCCCAACAACCGAGAGAUCCAGCGGUUGCUCCAGAGGGUGGAGGAGGAGUGUCACCAGCUCAACCAGGAGGACCACCAGCAGCAGGACCUGGAACUGGAGCCUCCUCCGUCCCCUCCUCCUACACCUCCCCCAGAAGAGGAGGAGUCCCUGUCCUUGUCUAUGCCUCUUCCUCCUCCCCCAGAGCCCCGUCUGGAAGACAUGGAGCCUGUCCAGGACCUGUUUGAGGAUGAGGACUACCUGGAGCAGGAAUUAGAGGCUAUGUCUAUGGGUCUGCCUCCACCUGAUUCUCUCACCAAUCCUUCCAGCCUUCCUAUAAUUCAGAGUCCACCACUGUCCCCUACACAUCAUGAUCAAAUAUAUUUAACUGGAGGUUCGCCCAUGGGCCAGCCCUAUGAAUAUCACCCCACCUCGUCCUCAAUGUCAUCUCCAACACGCGGGACAUACCAGACCACGUCGCCCUCUUUAUCCCCAACGCAUCAAAACUCCCACUACCGACACAGUCCAACUCACACCUCCCCAGUGCAUCAGCCGUCUUACCGCUUCAGUCCGCCUCCUAUGGGUACUGGGGGUCAGGGGAUGGAUCACCAAAGCCCCCCGCCUUCCCCUUUACGUCGAGCUGCUCAGUACAGAUCUAGUCCUCCUGUAGAGAGUGUUUGUCUCUACAGGUCCCAGUCUGGGUCACCUGUUCGCUACCAGACAGAGCAGCUCCCUGGCCGACCCAAAUCUCCCCUCUCGAAGAUGAGCAGCCAGCGCUCAUUCCAACUGAGCUCUCAGCCGUCUUUGUCCUCCCAGCACCACCAAGCUCAAGGCCUUCGUCUGCAGCCCUCUAUAGCCCAAAUAGUCCGCACAAAUCAGCCCAGCAAUGUGAUGGGCAACAGCAGCUAUGGUGGCCAGAUGGGCCACUCCAUGGGUGGGCGCUACCAAGGGGGUUCAGUGGAUGUGGAAAGCCGACUGGUAUACCAGCCUUCGCUGGAUGGACGGUCCAUGCCUCAGGUCCAGGCCAGCCUCAGCUCUGGGGCCCUCUGUCAGCACGGCGGCCGAGGAGGGGUUAUGGAGUCGAGCCUGUUGAAGGAAGAACUACCCCAGCGCCCCUCCUCUGCCUACCGCGCCAGCAGUGGUGGCCCAGGGGGCAUCCGUUACAGCCAGACACCUCAGAUAAGCCGCAGCCAGUCAGCUGCCUACUAUCCAGUCUCUGAACAUGUACUAGAACGUGCAAAUGCCAUGCCCCCCUGUCAGCUGGGAUCUCCUGAAAUCUCCCAUAUGGUGAGACGUCCCGUCAGUGCCAAUACAACUGAGCUGAAGCAGCAUGUGCCCACCCCCAGGCCUCUCAUUCAUUCUCAGAGUGUAGGCCUUCGAUUCUCCCCCUCGAGCAACAACAUCUCGACAGGAUCCACCUCGAAUUUGGCGCCAGGUUUCAGGCCUUCCUCUUCCAUUCAGCAGAUGGAAAUUCCCCUGCAAGCCACAUACGAGCGCAGCUGUGAUGACAUCUCUCCCAUUUCUCCCUCGCAGGGUGGUGGGGGCCUUUAUCCAGGCGAGGCCACCCGCUCUCGAAACACACCCUUCAUGGGCAUCAUUGAUAAGACAGCGCGGACUCAGCAGUACCUGCAUCAGCCCUCACGAUCCAGGGCCAUGACGUCCAUGGACUCUGCAAUUAGCCCCACCUCACCUGGCCAGCUGGUCCAGCAAGGCUCCACCUACAGUCCACCAGCCUCACUGGGCAAUAUAGCCUACUACAACAAAACCAAUAAUGCCCAAAAUGGACACCUGUUGGAAGAGGACUACUACACCCAGCCCCAGCCCCCCUCCCUGGGUAAACUGGCUAAUGGCUCCCGUGGCAGUGGUGACAUCCUGGAGCGGGUCAGCCAGGUGCCAACCUACCCGGAUGUCAAGGUGGCCAGGACUCUGCCCGUGGCACAGGCCUACCAGGACAACAUGUACCGCCAGCUCUCACGUGACUCCCGCACCCAAGGUCCCACCUCCCCCAUCAAACCAAAGAGACCGUUUGUGGAAUCAAAUGUGUAAUGGGCCUGUCUGUGACUGGUUGGUCAGACUGGGCUUGUUGGAGGCAGUAAGAGGAGAAAAACAGUUGGCUGAACAGCAGACGCUGCUGAUUGUCGUAUGGACAAACCUGUCUCAAAGAACUCAUGUGAGACAAAUCCAGUCUGAGAGAAAACCACACAGCUGGCACACACACACACACAUAGGGUAUCAGACAUUAACUUAUGUGGAAAAACACAACAGUCAAGCGAUUAUUUCAUUCUCAUACUCUGCACACAGGUAGGUUAACAGGAAUGUCCUAAAUUCAAAGACCCGUGCACUUCCAAAAUGUUGUGUGGCACAAAGUUCCUACAUGUGAACACAACAGGUGGGACUGUAAGAGUGAAAGUACUAAUAAUUUGACUCCACUUGUGGACACUCUAUCCAUCCUCUGUUCUUUCAAAGUAAAGUGUGCUCUUCAGCAAGGUUGCUCGUAGGCUCUAUUCUAUGUAAUACAAUAUUAUAUGUUCAAUACUGUACAUUGCUCAGAAAAUACAAAUGGCUCAACAACUCAGUACUUAUAGAAAAAUGACAAUAUUUAUAAUUAAGUUAUAUAUUGUACAUAGGAAUAAAAACAAAACAUAGUUUGCAUUAGAAUUAUAUUCUGUUAAUCCUGCCUUUGUGUCCCACUGCUAGUCAUAUGAAUGUGGAAAUGCAAGCAGGAUAAGGAAGGAGGGACACAGGCCAACUUUGAAUGAUAUUGUUACCUCCAUUCUGUCAAAAUAAAAGUUUGUGGUGUGGUUGGAUUUAAGAGGAUGCUUUUUAUACAGCGAUGUGUCUUUACUGUAAACUAAUGCUGCAACUAACAGUUUUCAUUCUCUAUUCAUUUGCAGAUUAUUUUUUAUUGUUUUGUUUUUUUUGUGCUACAGAAAACACGCCCAAUGUAAUUCUCAGAAACCCGAGGCAACCUCUUCAAACAUCAACCAAAACCCAUCAAAGCUAGAGCCAGUGAAUAUUUAUUUUUGCUACAAAAUAAUUUAUAAAUUAUAAGAAAAAUAUUUAUAAAUGAUGAAACUGCAAUUCAUUUCCCGUCAAUUGGUCGAUCAACCUGUUUUUUUCUGUUCUGAAUUAGAAAACACAGACAGAAUCAAAUGUAACCAGAAUAUUAGAUAACAGUAGAUAUAAAACUCUGAUAAUAACAAAAUAACAAUGCAGUUAUUGCACACUCCUAUAAUUGCAUCAGUGUUUUGCGUUUAUUGAUUUUUAUUUUAUUUUUUAAAUGAGUCACAUCACCUGAUUUCUGAGGUUGAGAGUGAGAUUUUUCUUUUUAGUAUCCUUACUGUGUUGGGGCUGCAGACCUCAUGGAGCACUUGCUUGGUCACUUGCUUAUUUAAACAAGUAGAGCAUUAAUUCCUGUAGUUUUGUACAAGCAUUUUGUAUUUCAGAACUUCUAAAUCUUGAUUUAAGGACAGGUUGCUGUAUUAGACAUUAAUGGGUGCAAUAAGUGUGUUUUAUAGUUUGAAUCAUUGGUAAAAAAAAACAAAAAUAACAAAGAUUUUUCUUUGAUCAUCUUGAGAUGAUUUUUUAUCACAUGGCACAUCAGCACCAGAGUUUGCCUUUGUCCCUCCUCAGUACAUGACGACACUGUAUUUUCAUUCAAAAAAGAGUAGAUGGUACAACAGAACAUAUUGCUAGUGAUUGGUUGACAUGGGUCGUGCUCAGCGACUAAAAGCAAGCAAAUGCAUACAUGGCCACUGCUCCAGAUGUUUCCCCUUAGUCCUGCAUUUCUUUUUACCCAUGAUGCAUUUUUAUUCCACCACAUCUGCACUAAAAAUGCCUGUUAAGUUCUUAACUAAGGGUGCACUUUAUGUAAUUUACUUACCGUGUUGUUAUGAUUGUUGAAUUCGGAUAAACUGGGUGUGCGAUGGGUCAGACCUGAUGAUCGCAGACUAUCACAGACACUAUCAUUAUAUGAUUUACAAAGCAGUGAUGAGUGACAAUAUGAAGAGCAAAACAAAUGUUUUUAAAAAUGGAGAACAUGUAUAGACUUUCUAGCACAAGUUGUACAUACUGGCUCAGAUAAUCCACUCCGUCCAGCUCUGGUUCCUUAGUUGAGCAAGUAUGUUUGAAAAGACCCAUUAUAUUUAAGUAUUAAUUUAAAAAAAUAUAUAUAUAUCAAGAGUGAGCCAGUCUAAUCCACUGGUCCUGCACACACCUUGAACAUUAGUCAAAUCCACUGCAAAAAAAUAAUAUAUACAGCAUAUGUAUGACUGAUAUUUCAGUACCCAUAAUCUCCAUAUUUGGAGUUUGCCUGAAAAGUGGAAUAAAGACAAUAUUCAAGUUAUUUGUAUAUGUGCGAAAAGUUAUAGACCAUUUGUCUGUAACAUUUUAUUUUGGUUGUGGAUAAAAAAAAAAGAGAGUUCCUCUAAACUGUGUCCUGUUCAUCCUCAGUUUCACCUGCUACAAGAGAAUUGCCCUACUUAUCUUUACAGAAAUGAAGGUUUUACCUGUAAGAUACUUGAUAUAAACAAGACUUCUAAGUUAAGGAUAUUUGAGGGUGUAUGGUUUUCAAGCUGUGUGUGUAUAUUAGUUUGCUGUAAAUAGUCUGAUGCAUGUUCUAUUCUUUCCAUAAGCUCAAGCAGAAACAUGUAUAGCAGUGUCCUGGCUCUGGUGUAUGAUAACAGUGUUUGGAUCAAGAUAAGGAGACUGCUGUCCCUAAACUAUCCUUAUCAUUUUCCUUCAACCUCACCAGACGAAAGGGAAAAAUGUUCUUUUAUUUUAUUUUAAUGUAUUUGCUUGCUGAGCAGAGUUCUGUUGUCUGUAAAUGUGAGCUUUCAGAUCGCUGUGAUAAAACGUUUAAUUAAAAACAAUAAAAAGACUGUGUUUUUA
Molecule: messenger RNA, 9871 nt
Organism: Solea solea (common sole)
Lineage: Eukaryota; Metazoa; Chordata; Actinopteri; Pleuronectiformes; Soleidae
Gene: tanc2b
Product: tetratricopeptide repeat, ankyrin repeat and coiled-coil containing 2b
Exons: 32
Coding region: 638-7027 (2129 amino acids)
Biological process (GO): regulation of dendritic spine morphogenesis
Cellular component (GO): dendritic spine
Molecular function (GO): protein binding
Source: RefSeq, a predicted model, not a curated record